GUGCUCUGGAACUAUCCAAGGGGAAUUUAUUUAAAGGGAACUUGACCUCUGCAUCUCUCUGUCUGCAUAUUCAUGGUCUUCCUCAAGCUGGUUGGCUGCUUUUGGCCACCCACACAUCCCCCUCUGACUGAGGCAGUAGUGCAGGCAUUAAAGGGGUCUUGAAUGACAGCAACACUGAUCCAGGGCCUCUUUCCUAAUUCAACAGAAGACUCCACAUGCUUUGAAAGUACAUGGUAGCACCACUUUGUCUACGUACCCAUGGCACCCAAGAUUUCUUACCUAUCAGAAGUAUAAAACACCCCUGCAUUUCUGGUCUCAAAAUCAUGGAUUGUGGCCAAAUACCAAUCUUAUUACCUAAAUAAAUCCUACUGUUAUGUUGGAUGCCAAUUCAUAAUCUCAAAGACGAAAAAGACAUGAAUGAAAACACUCUCUCCAACCUAUGUAAUUAUAACCCCAGUUCUGGAUAUAUAGAUGAACAGAAAGGAGAGCUUUGUGUUGAAAGAGACAAUUUAUUUUCUUCUGCCUCUUACUAUGCAGCCAUAAUAUCAUACCUCCUUAGGCAUCCAGAAGCUAACUGUGAGUUGGAUCCAAAAUGUCUUCUUCCCUCUUCACAGAAAACUGAACUGCUGUUGCAAAGCGACAGGAAUGGUGCCUCUUCUAGGGAAACCUCAUCCUUGGCACCAUUACCUACUUAUGUCUUGAGUGACUCUAGUCAGUUCCAUCAUGAUCACUUACAAGCUAAGAGAGCUAGGGUUGAAAAUAUUAUACAGGGAAUGAACAUCAUGCCAAACCCAAGAGGGCCUUGUACUUUAGGGAAAGAACAGUGCCAUGCUGAUGAAGCAAAGAAAGGCUACCGAGAUAAUAAGAGAAAGCAGAAACCUCUUCAGCAGCCAAGGCAGACCUCUUUCGGAGGCCCAGGUGGAAACAGCAUCCAGUCAGAAGAAUACUACCAGCUGAAAAAACAACUCCACGUUUUGCAACAUCAGCUGAAGCAACUUCAAGAAAGGUUCUUCCAGCCUUGUGAUCUCCAUAUUUCGAGUCUGAUUCAAGAGAACAUGAGGAGAACAAUGGACACACUGAAGGAAACAUUUGGACAAAGUCUGGAUAACAGUAAUUGUGCUGUCAUAAAUGACCAACAAAGAGAUAAUUUCCAAAGAAAUAUCCCUGUGAUGAGAGGCCCUGAAUUGUCAGGGGAAAUGGAUUCACAUAUUCCAACUUCAGAAGAAAGAACACUUUCAGAUAUAUUAAAACAGGAGUUAUUACAGGGGGUGACACAGGCUGUGGACUCUGUUUUGAAAAAGGUUUUGUCUAAAUCGCCAAGCCUCCAGUCCCAGUUGUCCACUGGCUCCCCAGAGAGAGUAUCUUCUACUGGAAGAGAAUGUAUAGGUCCUAGAGAAAAUCUAUCCUGGAAAUGGCUUUCAAAUAUCUCUUCUAAUGAAGGUUCAGCAUCCACAAUCAGAGGGAAAUCUCCUGUCUUUCCUACUUCUUCCAUGUACUCAAAACCUGAAAGAAAAUCCUGCCAAGUGCUACAUGGGAAUUACCCCUUAACCAUGGCCUCCUCUGAAGUCCAAGAAAAUGGCUUUCUUAGUCAAAUGCUAGUGUGUGGUUCAGAUGGCCAUUGGGGCAGUCCAACUCCAACAAUGGCCUCUUUCCGAGAGCCACAGCAACCAAUCAAACUGAAGUCAUCUGUCAUGAGACAGCAACAAUAUCCAACAUCUUGUAAAUCUCUGGAAAUAGAAACACUGGCCUCUCUUUCAGCUCCAAAGGCAGGGUUGGCUGAAAUGUGUGCUCUGAUGGAUGGCGUGUACUUCCCUUCAAAACAUAUUCAGGAAGCUUUGACACCUGGCCAUUUGAAAAAGGCUAAGUUGAUGUUCUUCUUCUCUCGGUACCCUACAUCAUCUCUGCUGAAAGCCUACUUCCUAGAUGUCCAGUUCUCCCGCUGUAUCACUUCUCAGCUUAUCAAGUGGUUUAGCAACUUCCGUGAAUUUUAUUACAUCCAGAUGGAAAGGUUUGCCAGGCAAGCCCUCUUGGAAGGUGUCACUGAUCCCAAUAACCUCAUUGUGACCAGAGAUUCAGACCUCUUCCGGAUCCUCAACGUGCACUACAACAAAGGGAAUGAUUUUGAGGUUCCUCAUGCUUUCCUGGAUGUUGCCAGUCUGACCCUUCAGGAGUUCUUUAAUGCAGUCAGGGAAGGAAAGGACUCAGACCCUUCCUGGAAAAAAUCAAUUUACAAAAUAAUUUCUAAACUGGAUAGUGAGAUCCCAAAUGCAUUUAAAUCUUCCAGUUGCCCCAAGGAAUUAAUCUAAGGUUAAUGCGCUAUUAUCACAAUGCCUGGCAUGCAACUGUGACAUAGCACAGUCCUGUGUGACAAGAAUGGUCAGAAUCAAGGUGAAGCAUCUGCUGCAUACCUAUUUCCUGACCACGAUCCAGUGUAAUAUGGGGAAACUUGAAUUCGGAGAAAGAACCUAGUGCCAUCAAUAUUCCUAAUAUUUUAUGGAGUAAAAUCCACAAUGCCGUUUCUGGGCAGUGGCAGGGACCUCAUAUUUUCUCUCUGCUGCCUCUUAGUGGCCACUAUAUUGCUGAUAUCAAACAGUCCAAAUUCUCCUUCAUUCAUUUAUAUAGCUGGACCUGUUGAGCUAAGCUAAACUGUGGCCUUGCAGUUUCUUGUUCUAGAAAAAGUCUGGUAUGGCCAAGUCUCAGAGAGAGCAGUGGAAUUAAGUAUACCAUUAGGCAUAAAGCUGCAUAUUUUCUUGAGAAUAAGUUUCACUCAAUUGAACAAAUAUUUCCUAGCACUGUCUGUUUGACUUAUUUCAGUGGAAUUUUGGCAUGUGUAAUGCAGUGCUGAAUUUCACCCAAUGUUUUUAAUUCGAAUCACUCUGGAGCACACUAGGCAUAAUCACAUACCCAUGGAAAAUUAAUGUCAUUGUAAAAGAGGGUCAGCUUCCUGGGUCCUACAUGUGAAAAAAUAAGCUUUUGAAGCCCAGCUCUACUUUUGCUUUGUGUAAGCUUCAGAAACAAAACAGUGAAGCUGUAAAUAAGGAUCUGUAAACAAUUUCAGUUCCAAAGUGUUGAAUGUGCAAUUCCAGAAAAAAUGUGAGCGACCUGCUGCCUCAUUGUACAUAUGCAUGGCUAUUCCUAUGUAUAGGGUAUGUUGUGGAACUUAGUUGUGGUUAAACAUAUGCAAAGCUGCAACCCUUAAGUAAUUUUGGAAUGCUUUUAAUUUGAAUGUAGCUUCUUCUUAAAUGCUUUUUUAUAAGUUUACAACCAGACAGGACUUUGGGUGUGUUGCCAUGUCUGAGGGAGAAUCUUUGAGCACACUUCCUCCACUUUUCCAAGACUUGCUGUCGGUGCCCUCUGAGCCCACUGAAACAUCUAAGUCUAUCCCUUACAAGGAAAAAUGGUUUGGUGUUCUAUUUUGGUCUCAAGAUUUAGAAGUAGCUAAUUUACCUUAGUUCAGGCUUCUUAAAUUGCAUUGUGUGUGUGUGUGUGUGUGUGUGUAUGUGCCAGUGUGCGCCUUCACGUCACCUGCAAACUUAUGCGAUCCCCUUAAACUUCAUAGUUUUCUUAGGUAAGAUGGCUGUGACAAUUCCUUCCUCUGAAAUAUAGCCUACAGCACCUGGUAUUCAUUGGCACACUCCCAUCCAAGUAAUAACCAGAGCUGAAACCACUUAACUUUUAAGAUCAUACAAGAUCUGGUGCCUUCAGGGUAUUUGGUCCUCAAAUUGUAUGCACAGUGAGUUAGAUCCAGAAUCUGUCUCAAGCAGAGGGAAGGACACUGAAUACAGUUUCUAAUUUCAUACACUGCAACUGUCCCAACUUGGCAGGGACAGUUCUGACUAAUCCUCUGACAUUCUUCUUUUUCACCUGCUUUUAAAAUGUCUCUGUUUAUUUCUCCUCCUGUCCUCAGUUUACUUCAAGUACUACAAACAGAGAACAAAUAGCAAAAGUAAUUUGUACUCAAUUAACUCUGCAGGGAGGAGAAGGUGGGAAUCCUGUCCUUCCCAGUAUACUCUCCAAACUUGUGUGUUCUUCCUUAGUUUUGCCAUAAUGACCACACUCUGAUGUGGUUGGCUACAUGUGUCCCAGUUUUCGUCUGUGAAAUGUUGGGAGGGAGGUAUAUGAUCUAGACAAGGGAUUUUGUUAGCCAAAUCUUUGUUGAUUCACCCCCCCCCCGGUCACUUUUCAAUUCUUCAUAGC
Molecule: messenger RNA, 4197 nt
Organism: Sceloporus undulatus (fence lizard)
Lineage: Eukaryota; Metazoa; Chordata; Lepidosauria; Squamata; Phrynosomatidae
Gene: PROX2
Product: prospero homeobox 2
Exons: 5
Coding region: 381-2306 (641 amino acids)
Biological process (GO): regulation of transcription by RNA polymerase II
Cellular component (GO): nucleus
Molecular function (GO): DNA-binding transcription factor activity, RNA polymerase II-specific; RNA polymerase II cis-regulatory region sequence-specific DNA binding
Source: RefSeq, a predicted model, not a curated record